Messenger RNA from Alternaria alternata, 1392 nucleotides. Its product is annotated as DnaJ-domain-containing protein. The record is from RefSeq and is a predicted model, not a curated record. The transcript has a single exon. NCBI's taxonomy places the organism in Eukaryota, Fungi, Ascomycota, Dothideomycetes, Pleosporales, Pleosporaceae. Bases 287 to 1210 code for a protein of 307 amino acids.
ACUUCAAGUUGGCGACUUCGUCCGCUACCUUGGCCGCCAUGUUGACCGUGGAGAUCGUUCAGUGCUUGUCUCGUGGACAAUCUUGAAAUUUACGAGCCUCUCGAAUCGCCCCGCUAACAGACGCCGGUGGGCUAUCGCCCACGCAUUCGGUCGAUUAGCCACAGCUAGGCCAUGCUUGUCUUAGCCUCGGCAACUUGGCGAUGACGUCCUCCAUGCGCGCCCACCCUUCACUCAAACCCAUACUUCCUGCAUGGGCACCUACACCCCCGGAUACUGGUAAUGGGCAAUGCCACCCCGCCCAUCUACUCUCCUGCGAUCAAUCGCUUCAUCCUCGGCCCCGCGUCUACCGAGCCUGUCAUCGCAAUACGUCUGUCACGCAUGUCUCCGUCGCACAAUACCUGCUCCUCCGCGGCGCAUUCAGGUCGCACACUUGCAUGCCACAGCACCACGACCCGCCGAUGCGCUGGUCAACCACUAUGAGACGUUGCAUCUGACCUCGACGGCUUCUGCCUCUGAAAUCAAGCGCCAAUUCUAUACCCUCUCCAAGAAAAACCACCCGGACCACAACCGCAAUGAUCCCGAAGCCUCGACACGUUUCGUCGCUAUAAGCGAAGCCUACCACGUUCUCUCCGUCCCAGAGAAACGUGCACAAUACGACGCUCAACUGGAGCAUUCACAACGGCAGUCGCGAUGGGGACAGAGCGGGAAUGAAUACCCGCAAGGGAGCUACAGCUCCGCUGCCUAUGGCUCAAGACCGGCUAGUGGGCUGAACAAGAAGCGCAGUACCUUCCGAGGCCCACCGCCUUCGUUCUACAAAUCUGGUGGCUAUGGACGCCAUGGUGCGAAGCGAGCCGAAUACGCAUAUUCCAACGCACACGAACGAGGGGAAGCAGGUAAGGAUGCCGGUCAAGAGUCCUACGGCGAAUGGGGCGGCUUUGGUCCAGGACAGCAGAAGCAAGGCAAUCAAGUUCCCCAUUUUGACGACAUAAGGCACAAAGAAACGCAGGACAACGUAAAUGAUCAUAUAUGGGCUAGGCGAAGGAAGCUGCGCAGGGAUGGCAUCAAGGUGGAAGAGGAAUGGGAAAAGGGCAAUAUGGUUGUCAAUUUCCUAGCGGUUUCGACUGUCAUUGCGCUCAUUGGGAUUACGGCCAAGUUCUUUGAGAAUCGGCACGAGGCUAGUAGUCAUCGUAAGAACAAGGAGAGCGCAUAAGUUGCGUGGGCGAUUGAAGAUAGAACCAAAGGGUUGAGUAUCAUGUCGGAUAAUAACUCAGUACUUUCAUCAAAGCCUACUACUCCUAAGCAUAGCCUAGUGUGGCUGACAGAUGAAUGAUGAUGAUGAUGAUGUUCUUCUUACGAGCGAGCAUUUUGAACAGGAGGCCCCAUGAAUCGGAA